This is a messenger RNA of Diabrotica virgifera virgifera (western corn rootworm), 6523 nucleotides long. RefSeq names its product multiple inositol polyphosphate phosphatase 1-like. The coding region runs from base 413 to 2113 and encodes 566 amino acids. The transcript has 11 exons. Lineage: Eukaryota; Metazoa; Arthropoda; Insecta; Coleoptera; Chrysomelidae. Gene Ontology annotation, molecular function: acid phosphatase activity; inositol phosphate phosphatase activity. The record is from RefSeq and is a predicted model, not a curated record.
CAUUGCCAUUGCGGCAUAGAAAAUCCUCUUGCUCUUGGAGUGUGAAACCAGUAAACUAGUUUCAACUUUUUCGACGUUAACAUCAUCGGUCUCCACAUCACGAGCCGGUCGAGGUUUACGUUCGUGUACGGAGACUUCACCAUUCUUCAGACGUACCUCCGCGUUUCCGUGGGUGUGUAAUUAUUAUUCCGUAUUUUAAUUCACCUCUAGUGACUAAACGUUUAAGUGAAUAUUCCACUCUGUCUGAAUUUACAUUGGGUGGUGUCUUUUCGAAAUCCAUAAUACAAGCCGCAAGCUUGGAUCCAAAGGAAUAACUUGUAGCAGAUAUCUUAUCUUAUUAGAAUUCAAGUCGCAAGCUUGGAUCCAAAGGAAUAACUUGUAUGAGAUCUCUUAUCUAAUUACGAGUAGAACCAUGAUUUACCUGAAAAUAUCUACGGCAUGUCUUUUGCUGAUGCUGGUAGCUGCCCAAGAUAACUACCCCAACUAUAAUAACCCGAAUAACAAUAACAACAACAAUAAUCCGAACUACAAUAAUCAGAAUUAUAAUCCACAGAACAAUUAUGAUCGGCAAAACGGUUUCAACAACCCCCAAAACAAUUUUAACGGCGAUCCAAACUACGGCAGUAAUACAAACUACGGCAGCAAUCCAAAUUAUAAUAACAAUAACAACAAUAACAAUAACAACAAUUAUAAUAAUAAUAAUCCAAAUUUUAACAACCAAAACUUCAAUGGUCAACCUACAGAUUCAGGAGACUGCUGCGAGGAAUACUGCUACGUUGAUGACCAUGAACCUUAUCUGUAUUUCGGAACGAAAACGGCAUAUGACAGUUUGAAUAGAAGAAGUGGAAAUCAGCAUGUUAUACCUGAUUGCCAACCUGUACAGUUUUGGAGUAUUAUCCGACAUGGUGCUGAACUGCCUGAUUCUGAUACCAUUAGGGCGUUGAGAAAUAUGAACAGACUUCAUGAGGAUAUUUUACGAAACCACGAGCAAAGAAGAACCUAUCCUGACAAGGGCAGAUUGUGCAAUAAAGACUACGAUAUAUUCAAAAGAUGGAGAUUCAAUGAGUCAAUAAGCGAAAGUCGAGCCAAUGGCUUGUCGGAGCAAGGAAGAAAUGACAUGAAGUUAUUGGCCAGAAGAUACAAAACUAAGUACUCUGAAAUUCUACAGAAUAAUUAUGACAGCCAAUCAUACAGUUUUCAACACUCACCUGAAAACCGCGAGAGUUUUGAAGCUUAUAUAUCUGGACUUUUUGAUGACGAUGUCAGGAAUGUUGUUCAUGCGAACAUCUUAAACGGUGAUAGAUUAACCAGGCCUACACAAAAUUGUCCAAGGUGGCAGGAAAUUGAAAACUCCCAAUUCCAAAUUGGAUCAGAAAUACAAAGGUUUAAAGAAAGACAAGAGUACCAAAAAAUGAUGAGAGAUGUAUUUAGAAAAUUGGGAUAUAGGUAUACCUUAAACUCCACUGUAAUAGAUGAUAUCUAUAAUAUGUGCAGAUACGAAAAAGCCUGGAACCCCCAACCAAGAUCUCCCUGGUGCGUUGCUUUCAACAAAAACCAACUUAAAGUUUUAGAGUACGCAGAAGAUCUGAAAUAUUACUUCGAAGCCGGAUACGGAAACAGGAUGGCAGAACGAAUUGGAUGCAAUCCUCUUAAAGACUUUUACGAGAGAUUUGAAAGAACAGUAAACGGUAAUAAUGAUGGAAAUAAGGCAUCCUUCAUAUUUACGCAGACAGAAACUUUCUUAUCAACACUCGUAGCAUUAGGCAUUGCCAAAGACUACACCCCUUUGAAUUCAGAAAACUUCUUCCAACAAUCCAGAAGGAACUGGAAGACCUCGACGAUCAGCCCUUUUGCAGCUAACUUGGUCGCUACACUUUACGAAUGUAACCGUGAUGAAAAAUACAGAGUGGUCUUCUUCCUCAAUGAAAGCCCUGUAGAGUUUCCAGAUUGCUCGGUCGGUCUCUGCAAUUGGUCGACAGUACAACGGAAGUAUCAAGAUCUAGUGAGAGACUGUGACAUCAACAAAUUUUGCAGUGGAAACAAUGGCGCUGGAGUGACAUAUGCCGCUUACGGUCUAUUUGUAAUUAUGUCGAUUUUAGCUCUAAGAUUAUAAACCUAAAAGGGGUUAAACCACAAGUACUAACAAUAACAAUGAGAAAAGUAUGUAGAUUAAAAGACAGGUAAAAAUAUCACGAAAAUUGUGUUAUAAACAGUAUAUAUGUACUAUGUACAGGUUCUUGUUGAUACUCUCUAAUAGAUGAAUCCGUUUACAGUACGGACUCCAUAAAUGUCAAAUGCAAGGAUAAUUGUUUUGUCGUAUCGUUAAAAUCUGUUUACUGCUGCUAAUAUCUGCAAUCAGCGAUGUUACACUAAGAUCUUAAUAGGGAACUUGCACAUUUUUUUAUUGCAUAAUAAUAUUCAGUUUUGUAUAAAAAUGAGAUUUCCAAAAUUUCACGCUUCAAAACCUCAUAAUAACUUAGAAGUACAAAUUUAAAGUCUUCUGUAUUUUAAAAUAGUUCAAACGAUCCGUGACGUCACAUAGUUUAACUAUAUUGUUCCGUUUAUGGUUAUAUUUAGGUAUAUUCUUCUUCUUCUUCUUUAAUUUAUUGGCCUCCACCUACUUGGGUAUUUGGCCAGCUCGUCGUCGCGGAAUAAAGGAAAAAUAUUUAUAUUCUAAUGACAUUUAUCGUUUGUCAUUGUAAUAAUAUAUACCAGUGUGUUGAGAUUGGAGUUUGAUAUAGUUAUUGAAGGAAAGGAAAGAAGGUUUACUAUGGAAAAUAAAACCAUUUUGUAAAAGUACACAUUUUCUAUGAAUAGUUCAAACGAUCAAAAACACUUGUAAUAACGUAACAUAGCUGUAUUUUCUACUGACGUUUAUGAUGUCUUAUUUAAAAUUAUAUACAAUUUUGUUUUCUUUGUUGGUGCAAAAUGUAAACACAUAACCGGAUGACGUCACGACGCGUUUUGGGCUGGCUGGAAUUUGAAUUUUUAAUCGUCUUUAGGGGCCAAACGAACGACAAACAAAACUUUUUUAUCUUUGAUACAUGUUUUAAAUUAUGUUCUGUUGUGAUUUAUAACAUUUUUUUCGAAUUUAAAAUUUUAUGCAAGUUCUCUAUUGUAGUAUCCGUCAGUAAAGAAAAUCAGCAUAGAAUCCUCAUUUUGUACCAUUGCAAUCCGAUAGGUGCUAAAAAUCAAUCAGGACACGACACUAUCGUGAUUAUACGCAUAAGUCGACACAAAGAUCUGAAACUGCCAAGGUCGGACAGAUCGAAAACUUUGGUUACGCGACGUUGUCAGAUCAAUAGGGUUUCAAAGGUUUUUCCGUUUUUUAUUUGCUACCUGUUUCACAGUAAUAAUUUCCUUCUGCGUAAAUUUUAAAACAUUGAGUAUAAUUUCACGGGAUUGUGCACUUUGUGUCCUAUUUUUUACGGCUUUAUCACGCGACGUUGUCAGAUCAAUAGGGUUUCAAAGUUUUUCCGUUUUUUAUUUGUUACCUGUUUCACAGUAAUAAUUUUCUUUUUCCUUCUGCUUAAAUUUUAAAACAUUGUGUAUAAUUUCACGGGAUUGUGCACUUUGUUCUGUCUAUGGGCCUAUGUUCAACCAAGGACAAAUCAGGCUGAUCGAUGAUGAUGAUCUGGCAAUGUCGCAAAUCAAUUGAUUUCGUGCACAAUGGAUUUUAAAUGGAUGUUGACUCUUUGCACCAACGCGUUUAACUGAAGUCUCCUCUCGUUGAUUUACUACCUGAGUGACCGUCGCGGUUUUAGAUAUUUCUGUACAAUUGUAGUAUGUAUCAACAAAAUUCGAAAAUAUGGAAAGGACGCCAACUGGUGAUACCAAUUUGCCUUGGCAAAAUACUUGUAAAGGUGAGUUGGUUGAACUUCUUUCUUACAAUACAAUACUCAUGCUUUAUAACACGAAAUAGUAAAUAAAUAUGAUAUUUGUAUCUACUUUUAUUGCUAAAGAUCUCUCAAAUGGUAGCAGGAUUUAAAUAUUUUCAUUAUUGUUCAUCCGCUAUAACUUUUCUCAUGCGUCACGAUUCAUUUUCAAACAAAUUAAGUCAAAACAUAAAGUGAAACGAACGUUGAUGUGUAUAUAUAUUUUGUAUACUGUAUACUAUAUACUACACACAUCGGCGUACGUGUCACUUUAUGUUUUGACUUAAUUUGUUUGCAAAUGAAUCGUGACGCACGGAAAAAGUUAUAGCGGACGAACAAUAUCAUUGUUACUGUUAUAGUAGUAUUUUUACAUCCUAAAAAACAAUGACUUACCAGAACAAAUAUUUGAGUAAAUAUUGUUUUACUUAGUAAUAACAAUUAAUGUUUCAUAGUGUACAGCUGUUAGAAACCAGUCGUUAAAAAAAUUGAUAUGGAAACAAACAAAAAAAAAACAACUCAAAUCGAUUUGCUACCUGAAAGUGAUUUGGUAUAACUUUCUUAUUUAUAAUUUAAAGUUGUAACCAUUAUAUAAUUUUAACACUGCCAUGAAUAUAAUACAGUGUGUAACAAAAAUACAGGUCAUAAAUUAAAUCACAUAUUCUGGGACCAAAAAAUAGAUUGAUUGAACCUAGCUUACAUUAGUACAAAUGUGCACAUAAAAAAAGUUACAGCCCUUUGAAAUUACAAAAUGAAAAUCGAAUUUUUCCAAUAUAUCGAAAACUAUGAGAUUUUUUAUUAAAAAUGGACAUGUAACCUUCUUAUGGUAGAAACACUACAAAAAAAUUAUGGUAAAAUUUGUGCACCCCUUUAAAAUUACCCAAAAAAAUUAUGGUAAAAUUUGUGCAACCCAUGGGGGUUUCGUUCCCUUAAACUUUUGUUUACGUUCCAAUUAAAUCAUUUUUGUGGUACCGUUAGUUAAACACAAUGUUUUUAAAACUUUUUGCCUUUUUGUACUUUUUCGAUAAGCCAGUUUUUAUCGAGAUAUUUUGAAUAUCUGUCAAAUCCACCACAUAUUUGUAUAUGGUUAAGUAAGAUUAUAGAGACCUGGUAAUAAUAUGAAAAUUUAUUUAUUGUGAAAUAUAUUAAAAAAGAAGGCACAUCUCGAUAAAUGGUGGCUUAUCGAAAAAAUAUUAAGAGGCAAAAAAGUUUUAAAAACACCGUGUUUAACUAAUGGUACCACAAUAAUAGUUUAAUUGGGAACGUACACAAACAUUUGGAGGGUUUAAAAGAAUAAAAUCACCAUAAAACUUUUAUGUAAACAUAUUAAAAAAGAAGCCGCAUCUCGACAAAAACGGGCUUAUCGAAAAAGUACUAAGAGGCAAAAAAGUUUUAAAAACAUUGUGUUUAACUGACGGUACCACAAUAAUAAUUUAAUUGGAACGUACACAGAAGUUCGGGGGGUUUAAGGGAACAAAACCCCCAUAAAAUUUUUAUGGGGUGCACAAAUUUCACUAUAUUUUUUUGUAAGAUAUUCCUGCCAUAAGAACGGCACAUGUCCAUUUUCAAUAAAAAAUCUCUCAUAGUUUUCGAUAUAUUGGAAAAAAAUCGAUUUUCAUUUUGUAACUUCAAAGGGCUGUAACUUUUUUUAUGUGCACAUUUGUACUGAGGUAAGUUAGGUUCAAUCGAACUAUUUUUGACCCCAGAAUGUGUGGUAUAAUUUAUUACCAGUCUUUUCGGGACACCCUGUAUAAUAAUGUAUUUAAAGCCAGUAAAUACAGGGGUGAAAACCCUUUAAAUGGUAUAAACGUUGUGUUAUAUUUUUACAAAGUAUUGUUGCUGAUAAUUUUAUCAGAUGUUUAAAUUUUAAGGUGAUUCACUUCAUGGCAACGCAAGUUGCUGUCUAAGGUCCGUUUAGAGAGGGUCUCUUCGGACCAGCAACCCCCUGGUUGGUAGUAUGCCCCCCAACACAUAUACAAACAAUUGAGAUGGCGUAGAAUUCUCUUGCUGUACUUCCGGUUUAUAAUCACUUUUGUUUUAUGAUGGUUUAUAAAACUAUUAUGUUUUAUAAACCAUCUUCAGUCAAUAUGGGGUGUCCGAGUGGUUAAGGAGAUUUACUAAGUACCUCUAAUAAGUAUAUUUAAUAAUGAUUGGUUUUUAACAGCUUUAUCCUUUUCACCUGUAACAAUUGUGUCGUACCAAUCGUUGUGUUUGUUGAUUUUAAAAGAGAUAGUUGUAAAUAUUUUUACUAGAUAUUAAUUACUAGGCAAUUUUCGAAUUAAUUCCGAAGCUGUUUCUCCACCUCUCUCUCGGCUUCUAUAUUUUAUUAGAAUUUUGCCUUGUUCUGAUAACUAUCUAUCAUUUUAUUAGAGUAAUUUUAUACUUUUUUGGUUUUAAGUAUACAAAAAUUAUUUUAUUGAAUCUAAUUUUUAAUAGUUGUUUGUGACUCUUUAACUGAAUGUUUUUUAUUCAUGUUAGUUAAAUUAAGUAAGUAUAGUUUUUAACUUUAGUACAAAAGCAUACAUUUAAGACAAAAACUAAAACCAAAUAUGCCAUCCAUAAGUGUAUCUAUUUUUGUUGCAUACUGAUAGUUUUUAUUUCGAAUAUAUUUUUGUGUUUUUACACAUGACUUAAUAAAUAUUUUUAGUUAA